AUGGAUGAGAUCCUGAAUGGAAUGAACACCAUUCAUUUGGAUGACAUCCUUGUUACAGGAAAGCAUCAAGAGGAUCAUCUUCAAAAUUUGAAUGCUGUCUUGCAAAGUUUUGAAGACCAUGGGCUGGGAGUAUGUCAAGACAAAUGUAGUGGAAUAUUUUUAAUACACAAUGAAGACCAUAAGCUCUGUGUAAAAGCUCAAAACUCUAACUCAAUCAUAAUUGCCACUUGCAACCAGGACGAUGAGUCACAAAAAUUCAAGUGGGUCUCUGGCCACCAGAUUCUGAGUAUGGCAUUCAAGUUAUGCUUGGGAGUGCCUUCAAUGAAAGACCAGGCUGCAAUCACUCUGUAUCCUUGUAACAAGACAAGCGAACUCCAGCAGUGGGAAUGCAGAAAUGAAACCCUUCUCGCAAUCCAAGGGGAAGAUGUAUUUUUCAGCUCUGCCCAUGGAGAGGAAAGGAAAGCCAUGCUGUCCAAAGGAUCAGGCUCAUGGAAUAGAUGGAAGAUCUAUGGAACUACAGAAAGUUUGUGUUCUCAGGGCUAUGAAGAUAUGUUUACACUACUAGGAAAUGCCUUUGGGGCACCCUGUGUAUUCCCUUUCAAGUUCAAUAGUACUUGGUACACUGAAUGUACAAACGAUAGAAAGGCUGAUAACGAACAGGGCUUCCCCUGGUGUGCAACAUCUACAGACUUUGAUGAAGACUCUCUGUUUGGAUAUUGUCCAUUGAAAGACAACAUUGACAAAGACUUUUGGACUACAAACCCUUUAACAGGCACCCACUACCAGAUAAACUCCAACUCGGCCCUAACAUGGCACCAAGCACGGAAAAGCUGCCAGCAACAGAAGGCGGAAUUAUUAAGUAUUACAGAGCUACAUGAGCAAACUUAUCUGACAGGGCUAACUGGCAGAGUGAAUUCUGAACUCUGGAUUGGACUUAACAGGUUGAAUUCCAAUGGUGGAUGGCAAUGGAUUGGUGGCAGUCCAUUCAGAUAUUUAAACUGGGCUCCAGGAAGUCCCUCUCUUGAGUCUGAAAAAAUCUGUGGAAUGCUACAGUCUCGGAAUGGUAAAUGGGAAAACCAGCAGUGUGAUCAGAAACUUGGAUACAUCUGUAAAAAAGGAAAUUCCUCUUUGGAUUCCUUUAUUAUUCCCUCAGGUGACUUUAAGCCUAUUAAAUGCCCCAGUGGAUGGAUCCCCUAUUCAGGCCACUGUUAUAUGAUUUACAGAGCACCCAAAAUAUGGAAAGAUGCUUUAUCUUCCUGUAGAAAAGAAGGUGGAGAUCUGGCGAGUAUCCACAAUAUUGAAGAAUACAGCUUUACAGUGUCUCAGCUUGGGUACAAGCCUACAGAUGAAUUGUGGAUUGGUUUGAAUGACCUCAAGAUUCAGAUGUAUUUUGAAUGGAGUGAUGGGACUCCUGUGACAUACACCAAGUGGCUACAUGAAGAACCAUCCCAUGCGAACAACAGGAAAGAAGAUUGUGUCAUUAUGAAGGGAGAGGAUGGCUAUUGGGCAGAUGAUGUUUGUGAAAAGAAACUUGGUUACAUCUGUAAAAUGAAACCUUUGGCAGAAGAAUCUGAGGAAGUUGAGAUCAUUGUCCCAGGCUGCCAGAAAGGCUGGAUAAGACAUGGUUUUUACUGUUACUCAGUUGGACAGACAUCUGCGACAUUCUCAGAAGCAAAGAAAAUCUGUGAAGGAAACAAAGGUUACCUAGUCACUGUGAAAGACAGAUAUGAACAAGCCUUUCUGACUGUCCUGAUUGGGUUCAAUCCCAUGAAAUAUUUCUGGAUCGCUCUUUCAGAUGUUGGGGAACAAGGGACUUUCAAGUGGACUGAUGGUGAAGCAGUUCUGUUUACUCACUGGAAUUCAGGAAUGCCUGGAAGGGAGCCAGGCUGUGUUGCCAUGAGAACUGGAACUACAGCUGGAUUAUGGGAUGUUGUGAACUGUGAAGAGAAAUCAAUGUUUCUCUGCAAACAAUUGGUUGAGGGAGUGACCCCUCCUCCUGUUCCAACAACAACUCCUGCCCCCUCAUGCCCAGAUGGAUGGCAUGCAAGUGCCCACAGUAGCUCAUGCUUCAAACAUUUUCAGAAUGGACGAAAACAUAUGAAAACAUGGAUUGAGGCUCGAGAUUUUUGUAGAGCUAUAGGAGGAGAUCUGGCCACUAUCCAUAGUGAAGAAGAGCAAAAUAUAAUAAAUGGCUUGAAAAGAGCUCAUGUCCAUAAAUCAUAUUGGAUGGGUCUGAGUGCCUUUGAUCCUGACGGAGGGUUUACUUGGAGUGAUGGCUCUCCAGUAAACUAUGAAAACUGGGCAGACGGAGAACCCAAUAAUUAUGACGGAAAUGAAAAAUGUGGAAUGUUCAGUGGAUACACUGCCAUGCAGUGGAACGAUAUGUUCUGUGAAACUUUGGGUGACUGGAUUUGCCAAAUAAAAAAAGGAGCAACAUUAAAACCUGAACCAAGUACCACAUUUGAAUAUACAUAUAAAGUCAGUGAAGAUGGAUGGAUUAUAUAUGAGGACAAGGCAUACUAUUUCAGCCAUGAAACUUUGCCUAUGGAAAAAGCCCAAGAGUACUGCAAGAAGAAUUCUGGAGAUCUUGUUGUCAUCGAGGGUGAAAGUGAAAGAAAGUUUCUGUGGAGAUAUAGCUUCUAUUAUGACUUUGGGGAUUGCCUUUAUAUUGGUUUAACUGUGAGCCUUGAUAAAAAGUUUAGCUGGACGGAUGGAACCCCAAUAAACUAUGUAGCGUGGGCUCCAAAUGAACCAAACUUUGCAAAUAAUGAUGAAAACUGUGUGGUCAUGUAUACCCGUACAGGUAUGUGGAAUGAUCUGAACUGUGGCGCUCCAAAACGCUUCAUCUGUGAAAGGCUCAAUAGUACUACUCAUUCAACCGUUGCUCCCACAUCACCUGCACCUCUAGGGGGAUGCCCUCAAAACUGGCUUUUGUUUAAUAACAAGUGUUUCAAAAUAUUCGGCUUCAGUGAAAAAGAGAGAUUGACGUGGCAUGCUGCACGAACGGCUUGUGUAAAUUUGGAAGGAAACCUGGCUUCCAUACUAAGCGAAGAAGUGCAAGCCUUCCUCAUCACCCACUUCAAGGAUGCCUCAACUGAUACCUGGAUUGGACUGAAUGAUGUAAAUUCUGAGUACACAUUCCUGUGGACAGAUGGAAGAGGUGUCUACUAUACAAACUGGGCCAAAGGUUUCCCACAUUAUCGCAGUCAGGAUGAUUGUGUUGUUAUGAUAAAGGACCCCAUUGAGGAAGCAGGGAAAUGGAAAGAUGCAGACUGCCAAACGAACAAAAGCUACAUAUGCCAGAGGAACACUGACCCUAAAUUAUAUAAUCCCCAAACAACAGUUCCAGUCUCAGGCUUUACCCUUUAUGGUAACAGUGGCUAUUCACUCAUCAGUUCCAGAAUGAACUGGGAAGAAGCACAAAAAAACUGCAAGGCUGAAUACUCAGAACUUGCCAGUAUUUUAGAUCCGUACAGCCAGUCAUUCCUGUGGCUACAAGUGUUAAAGAUCGGGCAGCCUGUAUGGAUAGGUCUUAACAGCAAUGUGACUAGUGGCCUUUACAAAUGGACUGAUAACUGGAGAAUCAAGUACUCUAAGUGGGCCAGUGAGGAGCCAAAACGGAGCUUGGCCUGUGUUUACUUAGAUGUUGAUGGGACCUGGAAGACAGGGUCUUGUGAUGAAAAUUACUUCUCUGUCUGUAAAAGGUCUGAUGUUGUAGCCCCUACUGAACCUCCACAACUCCCUGGAAAAUGUCCUGCAUCUGACAUACGCAGAUCUUGGAUUCCCUUCCAUGGUCACUGUUACUACAUUGAGGCCUCGGAGAUGGAAAGCUGGCCCCAGGCUUCCAUGGAAUGUGUUCGCUUAGGAGCCUCUUUGGUUUCCAUAGAAAAUAGGGUUGAAAUGAAUUUUCUCUUGCACCACUUGGAUGUAUUUGCAAGUGACUCAAGACAGUUUUGGAUAGGAAUGUACAAGAAUGUGGAUGGAGAAUGGACAUGGGGAGACAACAGUGCAGUAGAGUUUGUAAACUGGAAAGAAAGAGAACCUACGGAUGGUUAUCAUGAACAUUGUGUUGACAUGGAUGCCUCAGAUGGGGGCUGGAGAAGCUAUUUCUGCUCUGCUGACAAAAGAUUUAUUUGUAAAAUACCAAAGAUUACUGAAGUUGAACCAACUGAGAAGCCAUCAGACAAUAAAGUACCGAAAACAGAUGAAGCUGUUCCUGCACACCACUUAAGUGGGAUGGUAGUUAUUCUUGUCCUUCUCAUUCUAGUCGGAGCUGGUCUUGCAACCUAUUUUUUCUACAAAAAAAGACACAACCAGCUACCAACAGAUGUCCACUUUGACAACACUCUUUAUUGCAAUAAAGAUGCUGUUCCUGCAACUAGUGACACAAAGUAUCUUGUGGCCAACAUUGAGCAGAAUGAACAAGCCAUGCUUUGAUUCACAAAAUAAAAAUGAUUUUGAUAAAAAUUAAUGCAUCUGGACUACCUGAACCCUUAAGACAAAGCUGUUUUGUCCGGUUAAAAUUGUAGUGCAUUUUGCAGAGACCGCAUUUGUGUGUUACAUACAUUCCUUCCAUAGUCUUGCAAGAUUCUGGAUCUACUUGUAGAAGAAUAGUUCUGUGAGAGGCUAUUUAAUAAAUGCAGUCACGUAAAAGAACCAAAUAUGACUUCAAGCCAUGUGAAAAACAUUCAAAACUAUUCCACUGUCUCUACAUGUCGCCUGUAUCCUUAUCAAGCAUGAAAAGAGCCAAGCUCAUCAUGCUGAUUGUGAGAAUAAUCAUUACAGACUCUUCAAAGCACUCAGAAAAGCAACUGUCUAGUUCUAUUGGAAUCCUGCACAUCUCACUCCAGAGUUCCAGCACUCCGUGCUGGUGUCAUUGUAUUUCACUUCAGCAUAUAAAAAGAGACUUUUUUUGUUGUAUAACUUCAGUUCAGAUGACCUCACAACAGCUACUCAACAUGUUCUCUUAUAGGGCUUGAUCCACUGAAGUCAAUGGGAUUCUUUCGACUGACUUUCCAGAACACUAGAUCAGGCCCAUGCUUGCUGUUCUUUCAGUUCUGCAUUCUGCUUUUUGUAAUAUGUAAACAAUAAAACGCUUCAUAGGUCUUGAGGUCUUAGCUUCAAGAAAUGUCAUAUAAUCUAAUGUUUAUUCCUUUUGUGAAAUUUCAAUCAUGUUUGAAUUAAAAUGUAUCCCUCUGGAGAUGAAUGGCUGAAAGCAAAGUGUACAUUGCUUUACCUUUUGCUGUAGUUUUGUAAAAUAAGCAUUAAAAGAUAGUUUGUAAAGGUUUUGCAUUUUUAUUAUGCCUUGUAAAUAGGAACAUUUUUUAUGUAGUUCACAUUUUUAAAAAGGAUAUAGACAUUUAUCAGGUUGGCUGGCAGACAUAGCACCUUAUGUUGUGUUUUUUAAAACAUGCGUUUAGUGCUGUAAGUUUCCACAACACUUUACAGAACAUAAGUUGGACAUGUUCAGCAUAUAGGCCUUGAUCAUGCCAACACUUGCUCACCUGUUUAACUUUACAUACGUCCCAAUAUUGAAGAUGCUUCUGACUGGAAGCUAGGCAAAUUCAAACUGGAAGUAAGGUGCAUAUUUUAAACAAUGAGUACAUGAGUGUCAAUGGGAAAAAUUAAAAUCUCAUGAAUGCAGUAACACUUACUAAGAACAUGUAUUCUGUGAUGAAGAUUUUCAGAAUACAAGGUAAGUGUGGCAGAAAAAAAAUAUUCAUAUUAUGGUAUCAGAUAUACAUGUGUAAUUGGGAAAGGCAGAAUAAGUUGAGGGGUAGAAAGGGCAGAUGGGAUGGUUCCAUGCUGGGCAAUCACUGUGGUGAAAUUCUGGCUCAGUAGAAAAGGUGCAGGAAUCCCUUUCUGUAUGUGCUGCAUGAUAGGGGUUGUGUAGCCAGGAAAAAAAGGGUAUGAUUUAUGUAAAUGUGGGCUUGAUCUAAAACCACUGUAAACACUCACUGAUUUCAUAAAUAUGGAACCUCAGCUGAGUUAACCACAUUCUAUAUAUGAAGUGUCAUAAACUGCAUCCAUAGGAUGUGUGUCUUUAUCCUUGGUAGAGAAGAAAACACAAUGGAGCUACCCUCAGAGAUGCUGGUGGCAUAGAACAGUGUUUCUCAACCUUUUUGAUACUGGGGACUAGCUUGCUGCCUUCCUAAACUGUGUCAGGAAGAUCUCAGGGCCCGGUGCCAGUCAACAGACUGGUCAUUGAGAAACACUGGCAUAGACCACGUGCCAAGGUGGCCAUUACUAGAGGGCAGUGUGAUGUGUUGGCUGCAAAGAAAGCAAUAUCAAAUGUUCCUCAUCCUUUCCAGUGUCUGGCCUGGAAUUCCACGCUGAGGAUUUGACUAGGCCCAUCAGCUCGCUGCAGGUACUCUAGACUUGCUUGAGAAGUCCAUGAUAGUAUUUGCACAGAAUUAGCCCCUUCUAUGUGCGGAUCUCAAUGCACUUUUACAAACAUUAACUAAGCUUCCCAACACCCCUGUCAUAAAUACAAAGGGAAGGGUAAACACCUUUAAAUCCUUCCUCGCCAGAGGAAAAACCCUUUCACCUGUAAAGGGUUAAGAAGCUAAGACAACCUCGCUGGCACCUGACCAAAAUGACCAAUGAGGAGACAAGAUACUUUCAAAGCUGGAGGGGGGGAAACAAAGGGUUCGCUCUGUCUAUAUGUUGCUUUUGCCAGGACCAGAGCAGGAAUGCAGGUUUGAACUCCUGUAAAAAGUCAGUAAGCAAUCUAGUUAGAUAUGCAUUGGAUUCUGUUUUGGUUAAAUGGCUGAUAAAAAUAAGUUGUGCUGAAUGGAACGUAUAUUCCUGUUUUUAUGUCUUUUUGUAACUUAAGGUUUAGCCUAGAGGGAUUCUCUAUGUUUUGAAUCUGAUUACCCUGUAAGGUAUUUACCAUCCUGAUUUUACAGAGGUGAUUCUUUUACUUUUUCUUCAAUUAAAAUUCUUCUUUUAAGAACCUGAUUGCU
This is a messenger RNA of Caretta caretta (loggerhead turtle), 6965 nucleotides long. The record is from RefSeq and is a predicted model, not a curated record. Lineage: Eukaryota; Metazoa; Chordata; Testudines; Cheloniidae.